CUAGACGUGCGACAAAGGCAUGCUCAACUGGGUAUAGGGUUUGGACGCAUGAUCACAGCUGCCCUCAUGGGUAGGAACUGAUCAACACUGAGGCGCCCUUCGGUCCACGGUUGGUGGAAAGGACCCAAAUGUAGUACUGAUAUGUACGGACCGCUUACCUUGGGACGAACUGCCUCGCGCACAGCCUGGCCCUUCCUUUUUCUUUAUCCCAUAUGCUCGCUGACUAUAACCACAUAUAUUAUAUGCGGUGAUUCCAUCCGGGUCGGACCCCACCUCCGGUUGAAAGGCUAUGCUACUCUUUUCUUCUGGAUUGGUGAUCUGACUGGAUUGUAGGGCUCACACCCUUGUGAAUUCCUGUAUAUAUCUAGACGUGGUAUACAAAGACAUCUGGACAUCCCAAACCCAAAACAGACACCAUGACAGUGCUACCACACCAACGAUAUGCCAUCGGAUUCACAGAGCGUGUCUGCUCCGUCGUCUCUCUGCUCGGAACGGCCGUCAUCGUCAUCUCUUUCCUCUCGUCGCCCUCCUUCCGCAAGCCCAUCAACAGGCUGGUCUUCUUCGCCUCCUGGGGCAACAUGAUGACCAACAUCGCGACGAUUAUCUCGGCAACAGGGAUGCAAGCAGGGUUCAACACCCCUCUGUGUCAUUUCCAAGGCUUCCUGAUUCAAUGGUUCAUGCCGGCCGAUGCGCUGUGGACGUUCGCCAUGGCCUGCAACGUCUACCUCACAUUUUUCCACAAGUACAACUCAGAACGACUGCGCCAGCUCGAGUGGAAAUAUCUGCUCUUCUGCUACGGCCUCCCGUUCAUCCCGGCUUUCACGUAUCUCUUCAUCGUGAGCGAAAGCCGAGGGGCUAUAUACGGCUCAGCCACCCUCUGGUGUUGGGUCUCAGACUCCUGGGACUUCCUCCGCAUCGCAACCUUCUACGGCCCCGUCUGGUUCGUGGUGUUCCUGACAUUCGUCAUAUACGCGCGCGCCGGCAGCGUCAUCUACAAGCAGCGACGACAGCUAGAAGAGAUCGGCGGGCACGACUCCGGCCUUGACGUUGAGAGGCCCCUCCGACGAGGUCUGACCAGGACGACCGAGAUCCGCAUCACUAGCGAGCCAACACACAGGGACACCGAAGCAGGUCGGACCGUGGCUGCCGUCGUGUCCAGUCGUGUCCAGUCGCUGUACGACCCUUACUCGGUCUCGAUUGAGGGGGGUGGCAUCGCCAGGCCGGAGUGCUGCGUUGUCGCUUCGAAGCAGGUUGACCAGGGUGACCUCGAGCAGUGUGUUACUGCUACCACUAUUGCUUCUCCUCUUUCUCCUUCUCCUCCGCCUCUCCCGCCUACUACUCCUUCUCUUCAACGCCGCCGUGUGCGCUCAGACGCUAGCUCUGCGGCGUGGGUGUACACCAAGUACGCCAUUCUUUUCUUCUGCGCGAUGCUAAUUACAUGGGUACCAUCGACGAUCAACCGAGCGUACGGGAUUUUCAACCCCGGGGAUUUCAACUUUGCGUUGAAUUACGUGUCUAGCUUUGUGUUGCCAUUACAGGGGUUCUGGAAUAGUAUCAUCUAUGUGUCGAUAUCGUGGCCGGCUUUUAAAGAAGCGUUUGCGCGUUUGAAAAAGGACCGGUUGGCGGGGCCGAGACAGCGCAGCGAUAUGAGUGUUAGGGAGAGGGCUGGGGGGAGGUUUCAUGCUCAGCCUUUCGGGGUGGAUGAGAGGGAGUUGUUGUCGGAUUAGUUGAUUCUUUCUAGUCCUUUAUAUAGGGUUAAUCGGGAAUACAAUAUAUAUAUACUUCAAU
Molecule: messenger RNA, 1788 nt
Organism: Aspergillus campestris IBT 28561
Lineage: Eukaryota; Fungi; Ascomycota; Eurotiomycetes; Eurotiales; Aspergillaceae
Product: putative cAMP receptor-like protein
Exons: 4
Coding region: 417-1727 (436 amino acids)
Biological process (GO): adenylate cyclase-activating G protein-coupled receptor signaling pathway; cell surface receptor signaling pathway
Cellular component (GO): plasma membrane
Molecular function (GO): G protein-coupled receptor activity
Source: RefSeq, a predicted model, not a curated record